AUGGCGAUAUUAGUGUCCAAAUUACGAGUGGUUCCUAAAACGUCCAUUAUCAUGGAAAGGCCAAGCAGUAUGAGGUAUCUGGGGAUCACCCGCCCCCUCACAUACCCAGCCAGGCAGAACGGCCAGCUGAUGGCCAAGAUGAUCCUGGGGGUGUGGCUGGUGUCCGCCUCCAUCACCCUGCCACCCUUCUGCGGCUGGGCCAAGAACGUCCACGCGGGCGGCGUGUGCCUCAUCAGCCAGGACUUUGGUUACACCAUCUACUCCACGGCUGUGGCCUUCUACAUCCCUAUGCUCGUCAUGCUCUUCAUGUACUACAAGAUUUUCAGGGCCGCCCGCAAGAGCGGCCUCAAGCACCGCUUCACCGACUUCACCCGGCGCGAGCGGCUGGAGACGGUGGCAAGCGAGGCACUGAGGAUGCAGGGCCUGAAGCCGCAGGGCGUGGCCGAGGAGUGUGCGGUGCUGUCCCGUCUGCUGACCCGCGAGCGCCGCAACAUCUCCAUCUUCAAGAGGGAGCAGAAGGCUGCCACCACACUGGGGGUGAUCGUGGGCGUGUUCUCCAUCUGCUGGCUGCCCUUCUUCAUCCUGUCCACGGCCAGGCCCUUCAUCUGCGGAGUGGAGUGCAGCUGUGUGCCCAUCUGGCUGGAGAGAUUCCUCCUCUGGCUGGGCUACGCCAACUCCCUCAUGAACCCCUUCAUCUACGCCUUCUUUAACCGGGACCUGCGCUCCACCUACAAGGAUCUGCUGCGAUGCCGCUACCGCAACAUCAACCGACGCCUGUCCGCCGUAGGUGUGCACGAGGCCCUUAAGGUGUAGGAGGAAGAGGACAAUGACAAGGAGGAGGGGAGUUUGGGGUCCCAGAAGCAUCCAAGGAAUUUAUAAUCCUGUCCUCAUUGUAAAGACUACUGGCUGCUACUCUUUGUGAUUGUAUAAUAGAGGCUCAGAGGGAUGACCUGUGACCUGUAGCUGUAGAUAAAGACACAGACAGACUGUUAAUACCUCUCUAACCCGCUGUAGAGGCACAGAGACAAGGCCAUCACUUAGGCCUGUGUCUGUCUGACUCACUCAGUCAUUCUAUUUUGGGACACAAAACCARAGACCGUAUUUGACGGCCUAUUCAAGUUGACACUGGCUUUGUGCAUAUGCUACAAUUCAGUCCUGACUUCAUAUUCAUGUCAGGAAGAUAAUGCAUUGACUUGGGAAAUCACAUGCGGACCCUGGCGAUAAUUCUAGGUCAUUAAAAGCAUGGGCUGCAAAUGGAUUUCUGCACAAUGAUAUUUGCUAAAUUAAUGCUUGCGCAAGGGGUGCCAUUGGCUAUUGACUUAAACCAGUGAAGGUCGCUGAAUCUGUAUCUAUGUAACUGUUUCCAGUUCAACUUGUCCGUGGUCUAGUAGGUGAUGAUGGUGAACAAUUGAAAGUGGUCUGUAUAGGUACAUGUGAAUCUUUUAUUUUUUGGAGGCAGGCAAGUGUUAAAUGUUCACCAACAAAAACACUGCAAAACAGAAAGCAUCCAUUGUCAGUUUAUUUUCAGACAUGCCAUUGAACACAUCUAUCUCUGCAAAGUCAACCCAAUGGACAGCCACACAGACCCAGGGGAAACACACACAGUACAUGGCCAAGAUGAUAUAUUCCUUUGGAAUAUAAAUCGUAAUGUGAAUGAAGGCUAACAAACAAAAGUUAAUCUUGUAAUGUUACCACAAAGCACUUGAGGGUGGUAGGGAUAACAAGCCUGUGAUUGGACGUGAUUUAAUGGGGAAGAUGUUAGAGAGGUGGUACAACAAGUAGACCUAAUGGUUAGAGUUGGAGAAUGUUCUGGAACUAGCUACAUACAUCUCUGAGAAAUGCCCAUUUACAAAAUCKACAGGAACCCUCAUCACUUCAUUUUGCAUUCAUUGUUCAGUCUGCUUGAAGCUCACAUCUGUCUAACAUGCUAUGCAUUAUCCAUGGAAGAGCAGAAUGUUGUGCAUAGUCAGUUUGACAUAGCUCAGCAGCACAGUGGGUCAUACUUAACUUCACCCUAGCACACUUAGGCACAUACGUGUAAAACAUGUAGAAGGUGCCCACUGGGCACACACUGGUUGAAUCAACAUUUUUUCCACGUCAUUCUAAUUAAAUGACGUUGAACCAACGUGGAGUAGACGUUGAAUUGACGUCUGUGCCCAGCGGGUGAUGACAGAUCUUAAACAUUUUCUCCAAGUUGAGUUUUCACAACAUACACAAAGAGUUGGUUGGCUACACGAAACAGACAGAUUUUCCCUACUGAUUUGUUAUCAAUUUGUUCAACUAUGACCCAUUAAGGAAAGGCACUCAUUGUGCUGAUGAGGUUCUCCCAACAAGGAAUGAGUCCACCCAUCAAAGUCUUCAUCGCUAAUGCCUGAAGCAGCAGGUGUUGCUACUUCUGCUCUCCUUCAUAGCAGGAUAUGGUCAAAACUUUUAUGAACUCUGCAUCAACUUGGUUUAUUCACAACAACUCUGUUCUGUUGUAAUCUGUGUAAAAAUUGUAUAAUUGAAGCAGUGUGUGCUUUUCUCUACCUCGAUUUUCGGAAAAUACUUGUUAAUUAUUAUUGCAAACAGAUAUAUUCCUGGCUUGCACUAUAUUUUGUCAUAUGAUUCCUUGUUAUUUAAGUGUCUAGUGUCGACGACAUUCAUUGACAWACCCUUCUACAACUGCUUUGCCAACGUUACUCUCCAAAAUGUACCUGGAGAAAUUAGAGUAUAUUUCUUUCAUCACUUUGUAAAUAA
Molecule: messenger RNA, 2739 nt
Organism: Salvelinus sp. IW2-2015
Lineage: Eukaryota; Metazoa; Chordata; Actinopteri; Salmoniformes; Salmonidae
Source: RefSeq, a predicted model, not a curated record